AUGACUACAACCAUGAUUACAACCAUGAUAACAACCAUGACCUACAACCAUGACUACAACCAUGAUUACAACCAUGACUACAACCAUGAUUACAACCAUGAUUACAACCAUGACUACAACCAUGAUUACAACCAUGACUACAACCAUGAUUACAACCAUGAUUACAACCAUGAUUACAACCAUGACUACAACCAUGAUUACAACCAUGACUACAACCAUGACUACAACCAUGAUUACAACCAUGAUUACAACCAUGACUACAAUCAUGAUUACAACCAUGACUACAAUCAUGACUACAACCAUGAUUACAACCAUGACUACAACCAUGAUUACAACCAUGAUUACAACCAUGACUACAAUCAUGAUUACAACCAUGAUUACAACCAUGACUACAAUCAUGAUUACAACCAUGAAUACAAUCAUGAUUGCAUCCAUGAUUACAACCAUGGCUACAAGCAUGAUUACAACCAUGGCUAUAAGCAUGGCUACAACCAUGACUACAAUCAUGAUUACAACCAUGACUACAACCAUGACUACAACAUGUUUUUUGGCAGAAAAAAACCCAACUUCAUUUGA
Molecule: messenger RNA, 576 nt
Organism: Pecten maximus
Lineage: Eukaryota; Metazoa; Mollusca; Bivalvia; Pectinida; Pectinidae
Product: histidine-rich glycoprotein-like
Exons: 1
Coding region: 1-576 (191 amino acids)
Source: RefSeq, a predicted model, not a curated record